Molecule: messenger RNA, 582 nt
Organism: Colletotrichum godetiae
Lineage: Eukaryota; Fungi; Ascomycota; Sordariomycetes; Glomerellales; Glomerellaceae
Exons: 2
Coding region: 201-524 (107 amino acids)
Source: RefSeq, a predicted model, not a curated record
GAGAGAGAGAGAGAGAGAGAGAGACGUUUCUUGGCGUUGUCUCUUGAUUGGAUCAUGUUGUUUUUCUUCCAUCGGAUUCUUAUCGCAUAUACGCAAAAUACCAUUUUACAUAGCAAGAAGGGAAGAGGGGUUUCCGGUUCAAAUGAUGAAAGUUUAUGACAAGAGUCAGUACGCGCAGGACAAAGGGUAGAUGACCUGUCAUGCCCUCCUUCUCUGGAACGAGACGAUCUAAUAACCGGAUAGUAUCCAGGUAUUUAAUGAUUAAGUUUUUAUUUUCUGCCCUCCUCGUUUUUCGCACCUUUGCAAUGCUGCACAAUGCAAUUCAGGGUUCGUGCCAUGCUUGUCAAGGACGAAUAGGCGUUUCAGACGGUCCAAACGGAGGGUUAAGGGAUUGUCUUUCGUGUCUCGGAUGGGGGAGGGGUAGUGUUGCCCAGGAGACAUUGUCCAGACGUUUACAGUUCUACGGUUCUUUGGAAGUUGCUGAAGACGUUGGAGCACGAGGUACAACGGGCUGGGGGGGAUAAUUAGAAGCGAACGUCAAGCGUGUUUGCGGGGUGAGUUGCUUGGCCUUCUGCGCUCUUG